AUGUGGACGGGGAAGGGCAAUAACUACGCCUACCUUGUGACCGAUGAGCCGACUAAGAAGUCGGUUAUUAUUGAUCCUGCCAACCCGCCUGAAGUUGCACCGGAAUUGAAGUCUCAGAUUGAUGCUGGCAAGAUUGAUCUGACAGCCAUUGUUAACACUCACCACCACUGGGAUCAUGCUGGCGGUAACAAUGAUAUUCUGAAACAAUUCAAGGGACUCCAGGUCAUCGGUGGUAAGGACUGCGAGUCUGUUACCAAGACCCCCGGGCAUGGUGAUGAGUUCAAGAUUGGAGAUCGUAUCUCCGUCAAAGCAUUGCACACUCCUUGUCACACGCAAGAUAGCAUCUGCUACUACAUGCAAGAUGGAGACCAACGUGUUGUGUUCACAGGCGAUACUCUGUUCAUUGGUGGAUGUGGCCGAUUCUUUGAAGGAAAUGCAAAGGAGAUGCACAAGGCCUUGAAUGAGACCCUUGCAGCUUUACCAGAUGACACCAAGGUUUAUCCCGGCCACGAGUACACCAAGGCGAAUGUGAAGUUCUGCAUUGCGGUCUCUCAGACUGAGCCGAUCAAGAAGCUCCAGGCGUUUGCCGAGCAGAACCAGCAGACACAAGGGAAAUUCACCAUUGGCGACGAGAAGCUCCACAAUGUGUUCAUGCGUGUCCAUGACCCCGAGAUCCAGAAGGUUACUGGCAAGACCGAUCCAGUGGAUGUGAUGGCAGCAUUGAGAGAGAUGAAGAACAACUCAUAA
Messenger RNA from Penicillium arizonense, 747 nucleotides. RefSeq lists its product as uncharacterized. The coding region runs from base 1 to 747 and encodes 248 amino acids. The transcript has 9 exons. Lineage: Eukaryota; Fungi; Ascomycota; Eurotiomycetes; Eurotiales; Aspergillaceae. The record is from RefSeq and is a predicted model, not a curated record. Gene Ontology annotation, molecular function: hydroxyacylglutathione hydrolase activity.